Chaetomium strumarium is the source of this 1080-nucleotide messenger RNA. Its product is annotated as restriction endonuclease type II-like protein. Gene Ontology annotation, biological process: UV-damage excision repair; mitotic recombination. The transcript is spliced from 2 exons. Lineage: Eukaryota; Fungi; Ascomycota; Sordariomycetes; Sordariales; Chaetomiaceae. Gene Ontology annotation, cellular component: ERCC4-ERCC1 complex; nucleotide-excision repair factor 1 complex; nucleus. The coding region runs from base 1 to 1080 and encodes 359 amino acids. Gene Ontology annotation, molecular function: single-stranded DNA binding; damaged DNA binding. The record is from RefSeq and is a predicted model, not a curated record.
AUGGACGACGAGUACGGAGACGCCGACGAUGUCCUGGUCGCCCUUGCGACCGCGCAAGCCAAUCCAGCCCCGCAACCUCAGCCCCGACCAGCUCCAAGAAUCCAGCAGCCGACACCGCAACGACUCGAUCGCGCACCACCAUCCAAUGCCUCCGGUUCGGGACCGCCCAAAGUCGUACAGCCAACUCCGCAAGCGUUGCCGGCGCGUGGUUCGGGAUCGUCCAUUCUCGUCUCGCCCCGACAGAAGGGAAACCCCGUGCUGGCGUGCCUGAAGUCGAUACCAUGGGAGUUCAGUGACAUACCGGCGGACUAUGGGCUGGGCUUGACGACAUGCGCCUUGUUUCUAAGCCUCAAAUACCACCGCCUCCACCCGGAGUACAUCUACACGCGCAUCCGCAACCUGCAAGGGAAAUACAACCUCCGCAUCCUCUUGACGCUAGUCGACAUCCCCAACCACGAGGACGCGCUGCGCGAGCUGUCCAAGGCGUCGCUCGUCAACAACGUGACGGUCAUUCUGGCCUGGUCGGCCGCCGAGGCCGCCCGCUACCUGGAGCUGUACAAGUCCUACGAGCACGCCGGAUUCUCGGCCAUCCGCGGCCAGCAGGCGACGGGCUAUGCCGAGCGCCUCGUCGAGUUCGUGACGGUGCCGCGCAACAUCAACAAGGCGGACGCCGUCGCGCUGGUCAGCACGUUUGGGAGCCUGCGACAUGCCGUCAACGCCGACCCGGAACAGGUCGCGGUGGUGGGCGGCUGGGGCGAGAAGAAGGUCAAGGCGUGGUGCAAGGCUGUGGAGGAGCCGUUCCGGGCCAGGAAGGCGGCGAAAAGGAGGGCGCCCGGUGCAGCGUCGGUGGGUUCUAGUUCGAAGACCAAGUGUGCGGGUGCGGAUCCCGAAGAGCAGGAGGGUGCUGCGGAGGCUCUCGCUGCUGCGGCGGCGGAAGUGGAGGCUGAGUUUGCGAUGGGAGACAACCAAGCCGUGCCAGCCCGGGGGCUUCUCACGACGGCCGCCGCGCCGGCCCGCAAGGAGGAUCAGCUGAGCGACGGCAUAGCUGCUGCUUUGGCACGGCUGAGGGAGAAGGGCUAA